AUGGGUUCAUGGGUCGGGAAAGUGGUUCAUCGGUGCAUUACCAUGGCUAUAGCUGACUUUUAUGCAGCCAACCCACACUACACAACACGGAUAGUUAUUAAUACGAAAGAUACCAAAGGAGAACCACUGCUUGCAUUAUCUGCAGCGCUUGAGCUUUUGGAGAACACAAAAGUGCAGGCAAUAAUAGGUCCAGACGCUACAGUUGAGUCAAGAUUCUUAGACCUUUUGGAACAAAAAGCUAAUAUACCAUUUCUUUCGUUUGCAACAAGUACACUUUCCAAUAAAAAUCCUUAUUUUCUUCAAAUUGCACAAGAUGAAGCCACUGAAUUUAAAGGAAUUGCUACAAUGGUGCAAUCUUUUAAAUGGAAGAAUGUCGUUCUUAUCUGUGAAAACACUGCAAAUGGAAGACAAAUGGCUACUUAUAUGUUCAGUGCAUUUCAAGAGAAAAAUAUCCCUGUUGCAUAUACUAGUCUGAUUUCAACCUCUUACAGCAAUGAACAAAUCCGGGAAGAGCUUCAUAGUCUUCAGAAUAUGCAAACCACAAUGUUUGUUAUCCACACAUCGCCUUCUCUUUCAUCCAAGCUAUUUUUCAUGGCAAAAGAGGUAGGCAUGAUGGGUGAAGGAUAUGUAUGGAUUGUAACGAGUAAAACUACAAACCAUAUAAAUUUCAUGGAUGCUGAAACCAUCAAGUCCAUGCAAGGGGCAGUGGGUUUCAAAUCAUAUUUUCCGAAAUCAGAUGAGCUUCGUAAGUUUAAUUCAAAAUGGAGAAAAGAAUAUCAUGAUUUGAACCCCAUAAUGGAGAUGAAAGAGAUAGAUAGUAAUGGUAUAUGGGCUUAUGAUGCCGUUUAUGCAUUAGCAAUGGCUGUUGAGAAGGUGCAAACGACAGUUAUGGGUACAUCUCUUCUAGAUCAGAUUUCAAAAACUAACUUUCAUGGUUUAGGUGGUGAUUUUAAGCUUAUGAAUGGUAAGCCUAUCUCAAAAGCCAUAGAAAUCAUAAAUGUAAUCGGGAAGGGCGAUAGGAGGGUCGGGUUUUGGAUGGUUGAUGGUGAGUUUGUUAAAGAGAUAGGAAAAACAAAUUUGUUUUCUAAUAGGGGCCUGGAAAGUAUCAUCUGGCCGGGUGGAACUGCAACUAUUCCAACCCAUAGGAUGCUACAAAUGAAUGGCAAGAAGCUGAGAUUCCUGGUUCCUGUUUUUGGUGCAUUUCCCAGUUUAAUUCAAAUGGCUGUUGAUCCCACAACUAAUCGCCCAACUGUCAGCGGGUUUUGUGGAGAUGUUUUCAAUGUUGCAUAUAAUGCCUUAACCUAUGGAGUAGAGAUUGAAUUUGUCCCAUACCUCUAUGAGCAUGGAAGGACUUACGGUGAUCUAAUUGACAAAGUCUAUCUCGAGGGGUAUGAUGGUGCUAUUGGGGAUAUAACAAUCACAUCAAAUAGAAGUCAUUACGUUGACUUCACAUUCCCCUUCAGUGAUAUGGGAGUAGGCACAAUAGCACAAAAUGGCAAGAAAAGCAUGUGGAUCUUUUUAAGUCCUCUUAGUGCAGACCUUUGGUUCACCAGUGCUGGUUUUUUUCUCUUUUUGGGAUUUGUCAUUUGGUUUAUUGAACAUCGUACAAACGAAGAGUUUCAAGGUUCAACAAAACAGCAGAUUGGAACAACCCUCUGGUUUGCCUUUUCCACCCUUGUUUACGCUCACCGAGAGAAGCUGCAGAGUAAUUUGUCAAGAUUUGUCGUCAUAAUAUGGCUUUUUGUAGUGCUUGUACUAACGUCAAGUUAUACUGCAACAUUAAGUUCACUUCUAACUGUACAACAGAUCGCAUCGAAGGGGGGAGAGGUCCAAUUCCAAAGUAUUUCCCAUGUUGGAGUACCCGUCUUUAACAAUGUACAACUCACUAAGGGCGUAAUGACACCACUAUUUUCACCUGGUGAUUACGUUCAAGCAUUAAGAAGUAGAAAAGUUAGUGCCAUCAGUGAUGAGAUCCUCUACAUCAAAUCAGUCCUUGCAUUGUAUUCAGCUGCCGAGUUCUCCUUGGUUUCAACAGCAUCAACCACAAACGGUUUUGGUAUUGUGUUCCAGAAGGGUUCACCAUUGACCACAAAGAUGUCAAGUCAGAUAGCAAAGCUGCGUGGAGACGGGACACUAAAGGCAUUGGAGGAUAAAUGGUUAAAACAACAAUCUUCAAUGAUAUUGUCAAAGGAUUUAUCUACCCCUCCACCUACUAUUUUGAAUCUUAAUGGGUUUGGAGGUUUGUUCCUUAUAAGUGGCACGUCAAUGGUCUUGGCGCUAUUGAUAUCAAUAGUAUAUAUUCUACGUAAAACUUUGUGGAAACGUAAGCUGGAGAUAAUGAGGUCCCUCUUACGAAGAUCUCCCGAAAUACAUCCACAAGAUAAUGAUGUAGAACCACGUGUUUAACAUUUUUAAACAGAGUUGAAUACCUUAUAUAACUUGA
Erigeron canadensis is the source of this 2443-nucleotide messenger RNA. Its product is annotated as glutamate receptor 1.3-like. Gene Ontology annotation, cellular component: plasma membrane. NCBI's taxonomy places the organism in Eukaryota, Viridiplantae, Streptophyta, Magnoliopsida, Asterales, Asteraceae. Bases 1 to 2406 code for a protein of 801 amino acids. The record is from RefSeq and is a predicted model, not a curated record. Gene Ontology annotation, molecular function: glutamate-gated receptor activity. The transcript is spliced from 5 exons.